GUAUAAGGUAAGAUUGAAAUACUGUAUUUUAUUAUAAUUAAAUUAUUUAUUAAAAAUAUGAUUAAGAUAUUAUAGACAAUCGCUUGGUAGGUACACAGUUUGAAGUUUCCCAACUACAUAUUAUGAAAGUCUGGUAAAUCAGAAGCAUUCGAUUGAAUACUUUGAGACUCUGGUGAUGCUUGGUACUGCGAUGUAAAAUAGCCUUGUGAUUGUGCCACAUUUGGUUGAUAGUUGUAUGUUGAUGAGUGUGCAGGAGACCAUUCAUUUCGGUUCUUUAUAUUUUGCAAUAAAUUUAAGACGCCUGAUUGAAAUUCUAAUGUUUGAUUAUCGUUUAGCGUUGCCAAUGAUGGAAGUAGACUUUUAAAGAAAAACAAAUUACGGUCUUCUUUCAUUUCUUCUUUCUUCUUGCAUUCCAUUUGAUAAUCUAUAAACUCACUCAUUUUCUUAUCAAACACGUUUAAAUUCUGCCUCGAUAGUCUGCUUUUUUUUCUUUUCGAACCACCUACUAAAUUUUCAUUAUUACUUUCUUGUUGACUUUCAUCUGUAGCAUCUUGAUUAUUUGCGACAUCUUCACCGAAUAAAUUGUCCUGAGCCAUCGCACUGUCAUGGGUAACAUCUGAUGUAACUGUAGCGGCUGUACUAUCGUCUGCUGGGUUUGGUGUAACAAUAGUUGCACUAUCAUGUGUGUCAGCUGGCGACACAAUUUUUUUUAAGAACAACAUUUGACGAUGAUAAACGUAGGCUCUCGGACAUGUCGCAGACGAUCCUGAUUUUUUUGAUUUCUUUUUCUCAUUAAUACUCCUCAUCCAGCUGUCUCUAAUAUUAGUCCACUUCUUUACGAUCGAUUUAGCUGAAAAAUAUAAUUAAAUUUACUUGCAGAUAUAUGGCUUCUGGGUGUUCAUACAAGGAUUUACAUUACGCCUACCGAGUCGGAGUGUCUACGAUCAGUAACAUUAUUAAGGAAGUAACGAAUGCUAUUUGGAACAAUUUGCAUGGGGAGUUUAUGACAUUACCCAACACAAUAUCUGACUGGGAAUAUAUCGCCAAUGGAUUUAAUACUAGAGCAAACUUUCCCCAUUGCAUUGGUGCAGUGGACGGUAAACAUAUUAGGAUAAAAAAGCCAAACAACAGUGGUUCCAUGUUUAUGAAUUACAAAGAUUUCUUUUCCAUCGUAUUAUUAGCAGUGGUUGAUUCAUAUUAUAAAUUUACAUACAUCUGUGUGGGCUCGUAUGGAAAAGAAUGCGAUUCGACAAUAUUCAAGGAGUGUACUUUUUGGAAAAAACUAAUAGAUGGUGAUUUGCAAUUACCGGCAGCAUGUCCACUGACAAACGAUUCCGAUUUAUCGAUUCCGUUUGUAGUAAUAGGCGAUGAAGGUUUUGGCUUGCAUCAACAUUUGAUGAGACCUUACGGCGGAAACCAUUUGGAUAGAAACAAAAGAAUAUAUAACUACAGAUUAACCAGAGCUCGACGCUAUGUUGAGUGCGCCUUUGGGAUAUUAGCUAACAAGUGGCGAAUAUUUCAUCGUCCACUGGAUGUUGAUACCAGCACAGCAAUAUCGAUUGUAAAGGCUUGCACUGUACUUCAUAAUUUUAUAAUAGAUAUGGAAGGUGUACAGUCGAACAUAGAAACAACAAGCAAUGUAUCAUCAGUGGUUAACGUGUUCACAGAUGCACCCAAUGAACAAAAUAGUACACGAGGUGGACGAUGUGCUAAUGUUAUACGAUCUGAAUUCACAAAUUAUUUUAUUUCUACAGCAGGAGCUGUGCCUUGGCAAGACGAAUCAAUCUAACGUUAAUUUUGUAACACACUGCUAAUGUACAAAUACUUAACCUGUUUACUUUAAAAAAUUACAAACUUACCAUAAUCCUGCCUGUUUUUCUCCUCCAUUUCUUCAAAAUCUUCAUUUAAAUUUAUACAUAUUUCUCGCCAGCCAGCAGUUCUCAAGUUUUUAUCCUUGUAUAUUUCGAGAGUUUUGUCCCAUAAAACUGGCCGAUUUUGGACAAGAGAAAUUAAAUUUUCAACGUUUAUAUUUUUCGUCGUCAUAGCGAGCGGUCAGUCAAAGCGGGCGAAAAGAACUGGCGACUGGCAAGCGCACGUGCAGUGUGCCCCUCCCGCCCACCCCUCCUUCCCAGCUUGUGCGACGCAUUCGGUUUCAAGGUCCGACAAAAAACCGAAUCUACCCCUGCGUGUAUCGUAUGAACGCCUGUAUUGAAUGCCCUAUACCACUGUAUCGGAUCUGCAUUUUGCAGUAUCGCCGGAUCGGUUUGUAGUCGCAAAAUCGGAUGUCAACUUCAGCAAGAUUCGGCUUUUUUGUCGUGUCUUGAAACCGAAUGCAUGUGUGAACUCCUUCAUUGAAAUACUUAUGCCACUAAACCGAAUCCUGCAAAAAACCGAUUCGGUAGAGAAACACUCGACGCCGUGUGAACGUACCGUAAUGAUGCACAUAUUUAAAGUUUCAUAUUUAUUACCAAAAACAUUGACUUAUGUAUGUAGGACAUUUUCACACAAUUCGUUAACA
This is a messenger RNA of Trichoplusia ni (cabbage looper), 2518 nucleotides long. RefSeq names its product protein ALP1-like. NCBI's taxonomy places the organism in Eukaryota, Metazoa, Arthropoda, Insecta, Lepidoptera, Noctuidae. The coding region runs from base 884 to 1789 and encodes 301 amino acids. The record is from RefSeq and is a predicted model, not a curated record. The transcript has a single exon.